UAUUUUAUAUUAUUUACUUGUCAUUUUAUAUAACCUCGUAAAAUUAGAAAGGUUGCUUGUUGCAUAAAAAUUAUGUAUAUUAGUAAAAUUCUGUUAAUCGAUAACGUCAUAUCCGUUAAUAUAUAUUGUAAUAGUAUAAAAUUGCAUAAAUAAUAAAAAUACUCUCUUUAUGUAUUAAUAAACGAAAAUAAAUUAAAAACAAACUGCGAACAAGAAAUAGAAGCAUACGUGUAUACGAUAUAACCUUAAAAUUUAUAUAAUAGUAGCAAUGAAAAAUAAUUAAUGUAAAAAUAAUGGAUAAAAUUUUAAUAAACACAUUACAUAUUAGUCGACGAUUAGCAUGUACAUCUUCUGCAACAUAUCAAUAUUCAAAAAUUUUUAAAAAUUAUAGUGUACGUAUGUAUACAAACUAUAAUAAUCGGUUAUUAAAAUCAUGUUUGCUUCCUGUCACAAAAUCAUUUAAUAUUAUGCAAAAACGUACAAUGUUUAUACAAACACAAGAUACACCAAAUCCCAAUAGUUUAAAAUUUUUACCUGGAGUUAAGGUAUUAGAACAAGGUCAAACUAAGGAUUUUCCCAAUGCUAUAGAUGGAUAUUGCUCACCACUUGCAAAAAUGUUAUUUCGUAUUGAUGGUGUGAAAUCUGUAUUUUUUGGUCCUGAUUUUAUUACAAUAACAAAAGCUGAUGAAGAUGUAGAAUGGAAAUUAUUAAAACCAGAAAUAUUUGCUGUUAUAAUGGAUUUUUUUGCAUCUGGUUUACCUAUAUUAACUGAUGAAGAACCUGCAGCAGAUACUCAAAUUAGUGAUGAUGAUAGUGAAAUAGUACAAAUGAUAAAAGAAUUAUUAGAUACCCGAAUACGACCAACAGUACAAGAAGAUGGUGGUGAUAUUGUAUUUAUGGGUUUCGAAGAAGGUAUAGUGAAAUUAAAAAUGCAAGGUUCCUGUACAAGUUGCCCAAGUUCAGUGAUUACUUUAAAGAAUGGAGUCCAAAAUAUGAUGCAAUUCUAUAUUCCAGAAGUUCUUGGAGUAGUACAAGUUGAAGAUGAAACUGAUCAAAUUGCAAAAAAAGAAUUUGAAAAAUUUGAAGAGAAAAUUAAAAAUUCUAAAACUAAUGAAAAAUAGAGUUUUAAUUAAUGUUUAAUAAUAUUUAAAAAAACUAUAUAUACAUAUAAAUAAAUUAAACAAUUAUUUGUUCGUUUCUUA
Apis florea (little honeybee) is the source of this 1202-nucleotide messenger RNA. RefSeq names its product NFU1 iron-sulfur cluster scaffold homolog, mitochondrial. Gene Ontology annotation, molecular function: iron ion binding; iron-sulfur cluster binding. NCBI's taxonomy places the organism in Eukaryota, Metazoa, Arthropoda, Insecta, Hymenoptera, Apidae. Gene Ontology annotation, cellular component: mitochondrion. The record is from RefSeq and is a predicted model, not a curated record. Gene Ontology annotation, biological process: iron-sulfur cluster assembly.